AUGGGUUUUAGUUAUUCAUCUAAGGAAGAAAACGCUAAAUAUUUCCAUCGAGGAUAUAUCUUAGAACCCAAUAUAAGACAGAGUGAUGGUUUGGAUUUCUAUAAUUGUAUUUUCCUUAAAAAAAGAGAAAAACGAUUAAUCAGAAAAGUGAAGAAUGUCAUGUUGAAAGGAUGGACAUUUACUGAUUUGAUAAAAAUAAGAUCAUUGAAUUAUGAAUGUGUAAAUAAUAAUUUAAAUUAUUUAUUAAGAAUUUAUAAUAUUUUUCAAGACCAAAAUUUUGCUUAUGUUGUUACAGAGAAUUGCUCGGGUGGAUUUCUGUUUGAUGUUUUAAAAAACAAUGACACCAUUAUCAGUGAAAAAAUAUUAGCUACCUGGUUCUAUCAAAUUAUAACUGCUCUUUUGUUUAUGGAAGAACAUGAUAUAUAUCAUGGAAAUGUAAAUGGAUAUUGUAUAUUGUUUAAAGAUGUGGAUAGAAAAGAAAUACGUGUGAGUUUAUUAAGUAAAAAUAAUUAUUAUGAUAAUUUUGAUGAGGAUGGAAAUUUGUAUGGUUUAUUUUAUAUUAGAUCACCACAAGAAAUAAGAAAAUUAUAUUAUGAUAAAAAUAAUACAUGGUAUAUAGGUAUUCUGUUACAUUUCUUUUUGUUUGGAACAUAUCCUUUUAUAAAUAAAAAUGUUUUAUUGAGUUAUUACAAUAUUGUUAAUAAAGAUAUUUCUUUUAAUACACAUCAAGUUCAAAAUAGAAACUUUAGUCCUUUCAUGUUGGAUUUUUUAGAAAAAUCCCUCGAAAAAAACUAUACGAAAAGACCCACCUUGAAGGAUUUACUAAAACAUCCGUGGAUAACUGGAAGAGAAAAACACCCAAAUAUCGAUAUAGUCGACGAGAAAACAAGAAUGAUUGCGCAACGAGCUAUAAUAUGCGCGGAAAAUAUUAUUCUUAACUUAGAGGAAGAAAAUGAGUGA
Molecule: messenger RNA, 960 nt
Organism: Plasmodium adleri (nom. inval.)
Lineage: Eukaryota; Apicomplexa; Aconoidasida; Haemosporida; Plasmodiidae
Product: protein kinase,putative
Exons: 4
Coding region: 1-960 (319 amino acids)
Biological process (GO): protein phosphorylation
Molecular function (GO): ATP binding; protein kinase activity
Source: RefSeq, a predicted model, not a curated record